Messenger RNA from Brenthis ino (lesser marbled fritillary), 384 nucleotides. Lineage: Eukaryota; Metazoa; Arthropoda; Insecta; Lepidoptera; Nymphalidae. The record is from the annotation of a GenBank genome assembly.
AUGGAUUUUCGCGUAGUAACUAGUAAGGAAGGAGACAACACAUCUGUUUGGCACUAUUUUCUCAGGAACAAAAACAAAAAUGAAGCUAAAUGUAAAACAUGCCAAAAAGUAUUGAAAUCAGCCGGUGGUAGUACUAGCAGUCUACUAAGACAUUUAAAGAAUAUUCACACGGUUAAUAUAGAGGCUGCAAGGCAUUCAACAAUCGAAAUAACAGCUCAAGGUAGUGCAUCUUCUUCAAAAGAAAUUCUAGAAGCGCCAAAAAAGAAAACUAAGUUGACACACCAUUUUGAGACUGAUGCAAGCCCAAGUACGCAAGUUAUGGUGUCUCGUAUGGCUGCAGUUGAUGGAAUUCCUCUUAGAACGUUCUCAAAAUCUCAAGAUUUA